This is a messenger RNA of Brassica oleracea var. oleracea, 1205 nucleotides long. Its product is annotated as protein YIPF6 homolog. Gene Ontology annotation, cellular component: trans-Golgi network; membrane. The record is from RefSeq and is a predicted model, not a curated record. NCBI's taxonomy places the organism in Eukaryota, Viridiplantae, Streptophyta, Magnoliopsida, Brassicales, Brassicaceae. The transcript has 3 exons. Bases 194 to 1018 code for a protein of 274 amino acids. Gene Ontology annotation, biological process: endoplasmic reticulum to Golgi vesicle-mediated transport.
UGAGAUUGAAAAUUGGUAUUCUAAAUUUGCAAACUUGCUUAAAAUCGUUGUAUGUAGAUCAACACAUAAACGACGUCGCAUCGUUUUCAUCUACCUUCCUUUUAGUAAUUGAUACUCCGCUUCAUCGUCAGAUCUGAUCAAAUCUCUUCACCGACAUCAAAAAGCUCCGGCGAAACCCAAACAAAUCGGCAGAAUGUCUCACAACGAUACGAUUCCGCUCUACCAAUCGUCCCAAUCAGACAUCGACGAGAUCGAGAACAUGAUGAACGGCGGACUCCAAUCGGGUCCCGGAACCGUCCUCCCCGCGCGUCCGCCGAGCCCGAUCCGUCCCUCGAUCCCCGUCUCAUCCUCUCCCUUCGUCCAAUCCAACCUCCCUCCGCUUCCGCCGUCUUCAUCCUCCGUCCCAGCCCCUCCGUCGCUUCCGCCGGCAGUUAACUUCGGCAGCUCGGAAGGCUCGAAGACGAUCGGAUUCGGGUCUCCGCCGAACACGUUGACGGAGCCGGUGUGGGACACGGUGAAGCGGGAUCUGUCGAGGAUCGUGAGUAACCUGAAGCUGGUGGUGUUUCCGAAUCCGAAUCGGGAGGAUCCUGGGAAGGCGCUUAGGGAUUGGGAUCUGUGGGGUCCGUUUUUCUUCAUUGUCUUCUUGGGCCUUACGCUUUCGUGGUCUGCUUCGGUUAAGAAGUCAGAAGUGUUUGCCGUGGCAUUUGCACUACUUGCAGCUGGAGCGGUGAUCCUCACACUAAAUGUACUGCUCCUGGGAGGACAUAUAAUCUUCUUCCAAAGCCUAAGCCUUUUGGGAUACUGUCUAUUCCCACUGGACGUUGGAGCAGUGAUCUGCAUGUUGAAGGACAAUGUUAUACUGAAAAUGAUCGUAGUCACUGUGACCCUUGCCUGGAGCUCGUGGGCUGCUUAUCCUUUCAUGAGCGCCGCCGUGAACCCAAGAAGAAAGGCUCUUGCACUUUACCCGGUCUUCCUCAUGUAUGUGUCUGUUGGAUUCUUGAUCAUUGCCAUUGAUUAAUACGUACCAUAUUUCAGUUUGAAAUCGUUUGGUAUACAGAGUAGUUAGAAGUUUUCCCAGCUGCGUUUUAAUCUGAGUUUCAAUGAGAUCAUAUGUAUAAUAUGUUCUUCAGCACCUUUUUCUGUUAAACUCUGGUCUGAGUUUAUAUGUUUUUGCUCCGUGUAUGAAACUUGCUGUUUUUUUUUUU